UUUCUCGUCCUCUUGUAACCUCAAAGCGCCUCUAUCUCUCUCCCUCUGGCAUCGAAACUUCUGCCGUCUGGACAUAAGUUUCAUAUUCUCCUUACUUGCCGGGCCGGGAAAUGAAGGUCCCGUCGUGGCUGUCAACGUGCUCCGCCACCAUCUGCGUCUCUACAGCCGACACAGCCACCCCACCACCACUGGGAACUCCGCCGCCGAAACACCUCUUUUCCGAUACGAGCAGCGGCUCAGAUUUCCCGCCCAGCUCGGGAGACACCAGCUACAGCAGCCUACAAAGCAACCUCUCCCUCCAAACACUCCCUUCCGUCCCUUCCCUCCAAAAAGUCUCGCCCGAAACCUUCACCUCAGCAAUCCACCGCCGCCUCGCCGCCCUCAAGCCCCGCCCUCUCCCGGUCGGCUGUCUCGCCGUCCACAACCUCCUCCUUUAUGCGGCCUCCGGCAACGAAAUCAACGUCUUCGAUACAAACAACUAUACGUUGCUCGAUUCGUUUAACGGCAAGGAUUCUUCUUCUGGGUCCGUCAAGUCGAUCAGUUUCUGUAAAGGAAGAGUAUUCACUGCGCAUCAGGACUGUAAAAUCCGGGUCUGGGAAAAAACAGCUGCUAAAAGGCACAAACUCGUCGCUACUCUUCCCACGGCGGCCGACAUUCUCCGACGCUUUAUUUUUCCGAAGAACUAUGUUCAGGUAAGACGACACAAAAAACAGCUUUGGAUCGAACACCAAGACACUGUUUCUGGGCUCGCCGUGAAUGACAAUUUGGUUUGUUCAAUUUCAUGGGACAAGAGCUUGAAGAUCUGGAAAGUGUCCGACUUUCAUUGUACACAGUCGCUAAAAGCUCAUGACGAUGCGAUAAAUGCGGUUGUUGUGUCGGCCGACGGGACAAUCUACACAGGCUCGGCAGAUCGUCGGAUUAAAAUCUGGGGACUAAACAGCGACGGAAAGCACGGGUUGAUAGCUACGUUGGAGAAGCAUAAAUCCGCCGUUAAUGCUCUGGCGCUAAACAACGACGGAUCUAUUUUGUUUUCCGGUGCUUGCGAUCGGUCCAUACUGGUGUGGGAGAGAGAGGACAGUGCGGCUUACAUGGCAGUCGCCGGCGCCCUGAGGGGCCACUCCAAGGCUAUACUCUGCUUAAUCAACGUCUCCGACUUGUUAUUCAGUGGGUCGGCGGACCGGACGGUCAGGAUUUGGCAGCGAAGCCUUGACGGACGGUAUAGUUGUUUGAGUGUUCUAGACGGACACGAAAACCCAGUGAAGUCCUUAGCGGCGAUUGGUGAAUCCGCCCGUGAAGGUUUGAAGGUGUUCAGUGGAAGCUUUGAUGGCGAGAUUAAAGCGUGGCAGAUCGUUCUUUCGAAUCUCAAUAGCCCAUUAUGUUCUAGUCUACAAUUGGAUUAAUGAACCAAGAACAAAUUAAGAGCAAAAUUUUGUAUUAUAUUUAUACACACAUAUAUCUUCUUUUUUUUUUUCGUUGGAAGCAUGAACAAAGAAGAGAAGAAGCCUCACAGAUUUGUUUUUUGGUUACAGAUUUAUACUAAUUAUUGUGUUCUUUUUUCUGAACUUAAUAUAUAUAGCCACUGGAUUUUUGUGAUUCAAAUUUAC
This is a messenger RNA of Diospyros lotus (date-plum), 1604 nucleotides long. RefSeq names its product protein JINGUBANG-like. The record is from RefSeq and is a predicted model, not a curated record. NCBI's taxonomy places the organism in Eukaryota, Viridiplantae, Streptophyta, Magnoliopsida, Ericales, Ebenaceae. Gene Ontology annotation, molecular function: protein binding. The coding region runs from base 111 to 1400 and encodes 429 amino acids. The transcript has 2 exons.